This is a messenger RNA of Anopheles marshallii, 1387 nucleotides long. Its product is annotated as fringe glycosyltransferase. Gene Ontology annotation, biological process: regulation of Notch signaling pathway. Bases 74 to 1387 code for a protein of 437 amino acids. The transcript is spliced from 7 exons. Gene Ontology annotation, molecular function: O-fucosylpeptide 3-beta-N-acetylglucosaminyltransferase activity. Gene Ontology annotation, cellular component: membrane. Lineage: Eukaryota; Metazoa; Arthropoda; Insecta; Diptera; Culicidae. The record is from RefSeq and is a predicted model, not a curated record.
GCUGAGCGCUAUAGUUGGACCCCAAAAUGCGCACGUGCUCCCAGUGGAGGACGGGCAGCUAGAGCGGGCUUCUAUGAGGUUCUUCCGGAAGAAGAUGAGCCUCCUCUACACGGCCACCUACCGGUACAAGCGGGCACUGCAAACCAUGGCGGCGGGAGUGUUUCUCAUCUACAUGACGCUGGUACUGUACCAGAAUGUCUACGGGUACGAUGGUGGCGACAGUGCCGGAGAUGCGGACCGUGUCGCCUUAGGUGACAAUUUACAGGAUCUUCAACCUUUCGGUGCAAUGAUGCUUGGCGAUGGUGGUGGUGUUGGUAUUGGUGGUGGUAUUCCCACACCCUCAGCAGGCGUACCGGGCGAUCUCAACGACGCGAGUGCAGUGAUAAGCAAGCGCGAUAAUUCGCCACCGUUCGUGCGUGAAAAUAGUGAUAAUGAGCUAGUGCGUGCCGAUGCGAAUAAGCUAGUGACCGGGCCGGGUGAAGAUCCGCGUCGGCGAUCGCUCGAUGGGCACCGGAUACCACCACCGCCGGCCGUCACCGGCACACCCAAACCACCCACCACCGAGCUGGACGAUCUGUUGAUCAGUGUGAAAACGACCAAAAGCUACCACGACACCCGGCUCGAGAUGAUCAUCAAGACGUGGUACCAGCUGGCCAAGGAACAGACGUGGUUUUUCACGGACACCAACGAUCCUCACUACCAGAAAUUGACCAACAACCACAUGGUCAACACGAACUGCUCCCAGGGCCACUUUCGGAAAGCGCUCUGCUGCAAGAUGGGCAAGGAGUUUGAGUUUUUCCUCGACAGUGCGAAAAAAUGGUGGUGUCACUUUGAUGACGAUAACUACGUGAACGUGCCACGGUUGGUUCGAAUGCUAGACGACUACAAUCCGACGCAGGACUGGUACCUGGGCAAGCCGAGUAUAUCGUCACCGCUCGAGAUCUUUCUUGAUAAUACCAAAACAUCGACGGAAGUGAACAAGAAGGUGACGUUCUGGUUCGCAACCGGUGGGGCCGGGUUCUGCGUAAGCCGCGCACUAGCGCUCAAGAUGAUGCCGAUCGCCGCCAGCGGGAAGUUCGUUGCGAUCGGUGACAAGAUUCGAUUUCCGGACGACGUUACGAUGGGCUUCCUAGUCGAACACAUCCUAAAAGUUCCACUCACCGUGAUCGACGCGUUCCACUCCCAUCUCGAACCGAUGGAGUUUAUCCGGCCGGAAACGUUUCACGAUCAGGUGUCGUUUAGCUACGCCCGCAUGCGCAACGAGUGGAACGUGGUCAAGGUGGACGGUGGGUUCGAUCUGAAGACGGACCCGAAACGGAUAUACUCGCUGCACUGCUAUCUCUAUCCGUUCUUCAGCAUCUGUCCGAAGUCGAUACGACGGCGAUGA